CUAUAUCCUCGAUCUUUGCAGGCCAUAAUAGUGUGACCAAGUGGUCCAAAAUCCAAAUUCGCCAGAGAAAGGGCACAUUCCGGACACUUUCAUUGUACAUUGCUUUCUCGUUGUGAGUUUGUGACCCGUGACACCGAGACGUGUCAAAACGAGUAAACGACAGUAUCACAAGAAGAGAGAGAAGAAAGAAAAAAUCAUCAACAUAAAACAAUCUUCCAUCUGAUGCGCGAUUGUGCGAUAUGAAAAAAUAUACUAAACACGAGAGCAGAAGGUAGUUGCUGAGCAUAACGGUCACACGUAUACAGCAUACAGAGUAUUUAGUAGUUGCAAACUAGCAAGGACAAAAAAUGCCUUCUCUCCUUAACAAAGUCGACCCUGAGGGGCUCUUAGAGUACUCGGUAGUCUUCACCGACCGUGCCGUGAACCACAUGUCCGCCAACUUCCAGCAGGUAAUGAAUCAGAUCAGCACCACGCUAAAGAAGGUAUACAAUGCAGAGACAGUGGCGGUCAUCCCAGGCACAGGCACCAUCGGCAUGGAGUCUGUUGCACGUCAGUUUGCGCAGGAUAAGAAGUGUCUAGUUAUUCGCAAUGGAUGGUUUUCGUACAGAUGGACGCAGAUCUUCGACAUGGGACACAUUCCUAGUGAACAUAGCGUAUACAAAGCAUCGCGUACAGAGGACGCCCACCAGGCACCUUUCCAACCAUACAACAUCGACGAGAUCGUCGCGGUCAUCAAGAACGAGAAGCCCAGCGUUGUCUUUGCCCCUCAUGUAGAGACUUCAUGUGGUAUGAUCCUGCCCGAUGACUACAUCACAGCUGUCGCUGAGGCCACGCACAGUGUAGGAGGUAUCUUCGUGCUGGAUUGCAUUGCCUCUGGAACUGUCUGGGUAGACAUGAAGGCAACAGGUGUAGAUGUGCUUAUCUCUGCACCCCAGAAAGGAUGGAGUGGUACACCUUGUGCCGGUUUGGUGAUGAUGUCGGCACGUGCGACUGAGUUGUUGGAGACCACCACUAGCUCGAGUUUCAGCAUCGACCUCAAGAAGUGGGCACAGAUCAUGCAAGCGUACGAGAACGGAGGCCACGCAUACCACGCUACCAUGCCCACAGACGCACUGAGAUGGUUCCGGGAUGUUAUUGUAGAGACUGAGGAAUAUGGCUUCGACAAGGUGAAGGCUAAUCAGAUUGAGCUAGGUAAGCGUGUGCGUACAUUGCUUGCGUCCAAGGGCUUUAAGAGCGUUGCCGCCGAAGGGUUCGAGGCACCCGGUGUGGUAGUGUGCUAUACCGACGACGCGAGCAUCAAGAACGGAAGCAAAUUCAAGGCCGCUGGUCUGCAGAUUGCCGCAGGUGUGCCCCUUGCUUGUGAUGAGCCUGCUGACUUUCAAACGUUCCGAUUGGGUUUGUUUGGCCUGGAUAAACUCAAGAAUGUCGACCGCACGGUCUCGAAUCUCGAGGAGGCACUAAACACGUUCGCUUAGAUGGAGUGCGUGUUGUGAAGUAGGUUAUGAUAUAAAGUAUGUAUUUAUAUCAAGUGUACAAUCUGGCCGUGGUUGCGCUGUACACGUGCGAGCCAUCGCCUCUAAAUAUAUAUUGUAGCAAGGCAUGAUGAAUCAACCUACUCCCUACUUUCGAGGAUUUUUACUACGCUUAUUGUACCGGUGGGCACGCCAUAUGUACUCAGUGAUGGUUGUUUGACCUGGUGUUGAGGCCCGACCCAAGUAUUCUUGACAGCAAGUGUGUCUCGUUGUGUACGAAUGUAUUCAGCCGAGUUAUAUUCUAUUCUUGUAAACGUAAUGGUGUGAGCAAUAUCCAAAGCUGUUCGACGCUUUAAAACAACAAUGCCAUCUCAUCUCGAAACUUAUCUCUCAGACACUUAUAAUAAAGCUCGGCCAGAUGAGACCAUGUCAAUCGCUAAAGUUUAUUUCCCGG
Molecule: messenger RNA, 1926 nt
Organism: Sphaeroforma arctica JP610
Lineage: Eukaryota; Ichthyosporea; Ichthyophonida
Product: serine-glyoxylate transaminase
Exons: 1
Coding region: 348-1475 (375 amino acids)
Cellular component (GO): peroxisome
Molecular function (GO): L-alanine:glyoxylate transaminase activity; L-serine:pyruvate transaminase activity
Source: RefSeq, a predicted model, not a curated record